Molecule: messenger RNA, 1576 nt
Organism: Rana temporaria (common frog)
Lineage: Eukaryota; Metazoa; Chordata; Amphibia; Anura; Ranidae
Gene: IFT57
Product: intraflagellar transport 57
Exons: 12
Coding region: 168-1403 (411 amino acids)
Biological process (GO): intraciliary transport; non-motile cilium assembly
Cellular component (GO): centrosome; cilium; intraciliary transport particle B
Source: RefSeq, a predicted model, not a curated record
UACGUCGCAUGGUGGUGAUGUCAGAGCUCCGUUGCUAGGAGAACAGAGAAGCGACGGAUGCAAAGAGUACGGGAGAGAUUUGAGAUGUACGGACUCGGAGCGAUCGAGAGAAGAAGAUAGCAAGGGGACUGUGAACACUAGUAAAAGCCACCUAUCUCAGACCUACAAUGGCAGAAGACAGCAGAAGAAUGGAAGACGAGGACCGCGGCCCUGGGGCUGCCUUCCAGGUUUUUGUUCUCAUGGAAGACCUGCUGGAUAAAUUGAGGCUACUCAACUAUGAAGAUGAAGUUCUAAAAAAGCAUAACAUGAGGCCAAUUUCCAGAUUGUAUUUUGCCUUGCCUACAAACUCCGGGGAGCAGUUCUUUAUGUUUUGCACACUUGCAGCUUGGCUGAUAAACAAAGCUGGACAUCGUUUUGAACAGCCACAAGAAUACGAUGACCCCAAUGCUACGGUUUCCAAAAUCCUCACUGAGCUACGGUCAUUUGGUGGCACAGCUGACUUCCCUCCUUCCAAACUAAAGGCAGGCUACGGAGAACAAGUGUGUUAUGUGCUCGAUUUCCUAACAGAAGAAGUUUUAAAACAUACAAACUUUACCUGGAAAAGGCCUGUAUACCCUUCAGAGGAGUUGGAUGAAGAAGUUAUAGUGGAGGAUGAUGCAGAGUUGACAUUAAAUAAAUUUGAAGAUGAAAUUGUUGAAGAAGAAUCUGACAAUGACGAGGAGCACUUGGUAGAUUUAAACAUUCUGAAAGCACAAAGUAAUAAAAAGAAUGUUGGAGAAACAUCUAAACCAGAGGAGAUUUUGGAAUCUAAAACGGAUGCUGCAGAGUGGUACCUGGAAGUGGAACGAGUACUUUCACAGCUGAAGGUCACCGUGAGAACUGAUAAUAAGGAUUGGAGGAUACAUGUUGAUCAAAUGCACCAACACAAAGAUGGAAUCGAAACGUCCUUAAAGGAAACAAAGGGUUAUCUGGACAAGCUUCACAAUGAGGUGAGCAAAACCUUGGAGAAAGUGGCAAGUCGUGAGAAAUAUAUUAACAGCCAGCUGGAUCCUCUGGUUCAAGAGUAUCGAGCAGCACAAGCCCAGCUAAGUGAGCUAAAAGAACAACAUCAGCAAUUAACAACAAAAGUAACAGAGAAGACGCGAAUUCUGUCGGAGGUUACUGAAGAGCUAGAAAAAGUUAAGCAGGAAAUAGAAGAAAAAGGAAGUAGUAUCACUGAUGGUGGUCCACUGGUGAAGAUGAAGCAAGGAUUAAACAAGCUAAAACAAGAGGUUGUACAGAUGGAUAUCAGGAUUGGUGUAGUAGAACAUACUCUGCUUCAGUCCAAACUGAAAGAGAAAUCAAACAUGACCAGAGACAUGCAUGCCACCAACAUUCCAGACUCAUCUAUAGGAGACUAUUAAACUACAGAACACUUGUGCCUGAUUGUCUUCUUUUUUAUUUUUAACAGGUUUGAUUUUUUUUUUGUAUGAUUUGGCAUAUAUUUAUUUAAAUUUUGUAAACUUUGUUGUUUUGAUUGUAUGUUAAUAAAUAUCUUUCAUAUGUUUAAUAAAUUAUUAUUGGCUUUAUACAGACA